AUGGAUGACACAGGAUACAAUCAAGAAGAAACAAGGAUUCCAUCAUUGGGAUCAUCAUUCGAUGGCGUAACCUGUGGUGCAUCACCGGAUUGUGAUCGAUUAUGCCCAUUCAUAUCAUUAAGAGAAGCUCCUACGAGAAAUACAUAUUAUUCAUCUGAUUCAUAUUCGAAACAAAUACCGAAUAAAUCCUCAACAUCAUCAAAAGAGAACGAAUCUGUUGACCGACUUACGUCACGAAUGGCUCAAAGUAUUCGCGUGACACGUAUGCUUGUCUUUGUUUCUACUUGCUUUCUCAUACUUAACGCCCCAGCACAUCUAUGCGCCAUUGCAAUGAAAAUUUAUAUUGAAGUUAAUUCAUUCAUACCCGCUGGAUCGACAGUCAUCAAUUUGAAUCAAAUAGAUAACAAUGUCGUUUUAAUUCCAAACACUUCCAACGAAACGUAUCACGAAAAUCUAUUCGAAGCGAUUAAACGUUCGACAUUCGUCGAUGAUAAAUCAACAUACCAACAACUAUACAAAGCAGUUUCAAUCACACAAAUGAUUCAAUACGCAUCAUAUUCAAUCAAUUUCUUCCUUUACUCUUUUAGUGGCAUCACUUUCCGUACCAAUCUUAAGCAAGUGAUUCAAAAACUUUGA
Molecule: messenger RNA, 636 nt
Organism: Adineta ricciae
Lineage: Eukaryota; Metazoa; Rotifera; Eurotatoria; Adinetida; Adinetidae
Source: the annotation of a GenBank genome assembly